Messenger RNA from Rhodamnia argentea, 1418 nucleotides. Its product is annotated as GDSL esterase/lipase At5g37690. The transcript is spliced from 6 exons. The record is from RefSeq and is a predicted model, not a curated record. Bases 32 to 1102 code for a protein of 356 amino acids. Gene Ontology annotation, molecular function: hydrolase activity, acting on ester bonds. Lineage: Eukaryota; Viridiplantae; Streptophyta; Magnoliopsida; Myrtales; Myrtaceae.
ACCACUCCUAUAUCCCAGACCAAGCCCGAAAAUGUCGAGAACGAAGCUUGCUUUCAUUGCUUAUUUCGCCGUGAUGGCUUCUAUGGCGAUGGAUGCUUCAGCCGUGCUGGUCACAUUCAUCUUCGGCGACUCCCUAACAGAAGUCGGGAACAACAAUCACUUGCGGUACUCUCUGGCAAAGUCGAACUACCCGUUUUACGGCAUAGACUUUGAGGGUGGACAGCCAACUGGGAGGUUCACAAAUGGGAGGACCAUUGGUGACAUUUUUUCUGCAAAGCUUGGGGUUUCAUCGCCGCCGCCGUAUCUGUCAUUGUCACCGAACGAUGAUGCGCUUCUUCAAGGGGUCAAUUAUGCAUCUGGUGGAGCAGGGAUCCUCAACGAGACUGGGCUCUACUUUAUCCAGAGGCUAUCAUUCGAUGAUCAAAUCAACUACUUCAACAAGACCAAAGACGCGAUCAGCGCUAAGAUUGGAGAGGUAGCUGCAAACAAGCUCUGCAAUAAAGCCCUCUACUUCAUUGGCCUUGGAAGCAAUGACUAUGUCAACAAUUUUUUGCAGCCGUUCUUACCUGAUAGUCAGCAAUAUACGCAUGACGAGUUCCUGGAACUCUUGAUCUCCACCUUAGAUCAGCAACUCACGAGGCUGUACAAACUCGGCGCACGGAAGAUUAUCUUCCACGGGCUCAGUCCUCUUGGCUGUAUCCCUUCUCAGAGGGUGAAAUCAAAGCAAGGCCAGUGCCUGCAUCAAGUCAAUGAAUGGGUUCUCGCGUUCAAUGCCAGAGUGCAGAAGCUAGUCGCCUCUCUGAAUCAACGGCUCCCAACUGCGGGACUCACAUUCGCUGACACAUAUCAGGCAGUCCUAGAGUUGAUCAACAACCCCGCCAAAUAUGGAUUUAAGGUCUCCAACACUUCAUGCUGCAAUGUGGCAUCUCUAGGCGGCCUGUGCUUGCCAAACUCUAAGUUAUGCAAAAACCGCCAUGACUAUGUCUUUUGGGAUGCUUUCCAUCCCUCGGAUGCGGCCAAUGCAGUUCUUGCUGAUAAGCUUUUCUCCAGCUUAUUUUCCAGUUCCCCUUCCAUUGCACCGGCACCGGCAGCCACUCGCUGAUGAGGCAACUGUUGAAUUCGUCUGGGCUAGCGGGCUCCUACAUCAUAUGAGUAUUAGCAAAGUAAUGUAUCGAAAACUCGAAGGUCAAACCGAGAACAACUAAUUACAGUUACAGUUGCCAGUGUUAUGUUCGCGGAGUAAUAGACUUCAAAAAAAAUACUCUGUUCACAGAGUAAGAGGUGACUUAUACCCAAGGGUUGCUCCUGUGCUUGUAAUGCGAACAUAUGCAGCCAUUGUUAGAUAAUACAAGAUGAGUAUUUUGUCGAUGUUUCUGCUCCAGCAGAUUCUUGAAAAUGAUUUGCGCAACUUACUCAAA